Messenger RNA from Tribolium castaneum (red flour beetle), 1868 nucleotides. RefSeq names its product Radial spoke head protein 4a (gene Rsph4a). Gene Ontology annotation, cellular component: axoneme; radial spoke. NCBI's taxonomy places the organism in Eukaryota, Metazoa, Arthropoda, Insecta, Coleoptera, Tenebrionidae. The transcript has 5 exons. Gene Ontology annotation, biological process: cilium movement involved in cell motility; cilium assembly; axoneme assembly. The coding region runs from base 77 to 1816 and encodes 579 amino acids. The record is from RefSeq and is a predicted model, not a curated record.
UUCUAAAUCAAAUGGCAUGCUUUCAUGUCUAAACUGACAUUUUUGCUAGAAAAAUAUAAGAAAACAAUUCGAUAUUAUGAUUAACGACGUAAAUAAUUUAGGUUCUAUUAUUGAAAUAAAUGCAGAAGAGCGAGACCUCAGACUAGUUGGUUUACCAAACGAGGAGAAUGAAUUUGUCUAUGCCAAGACUUUCUUGCAAAAAAGUAGCACUGACACUGGAGCAAAUUUAUAUGACCAUUUAUCAGAAGUUCUGAAUAAAAUUUUAUCGGAACGGCCGGAAAAUGUCGUGGACUUUUUCGAAGAAUACAGUCGCAAAAUCAAAGAGAAGCGAUUCAAACCACUCACCGACCACCUGGAAGACAUUUACGUCGAACCUGGACGUUAUCGCCAGGCUAACAGAUUGAUGCCUUUACUCAAACCUCUCCCACCCGAAGAACCCUCAACCCUCGACCCGGAAGACCUCGAACGCGCCGACAUGACCAAAAACAACAUGCUGGACCUUUUAUCUUACUUCGAACUUGCCGGUCUUGGGCUUCCCCGGACCGAAAUGUUCUGCCUGACCAUGUCCAUGAGACAACUGAUUCGAGUCGAGCCGAUUGCCAAAAUACGUUUCUGGGGCAAAAUUUUCGGAAUGAACAAGAACUACAUCAUUGUCGAGACGGAACUGAAGGAUGAGGAGUAUUCCAAGAGGAAUGAAAACUACAAUCCGUUGCCAGAUAGCAAAAUCGAGGACAUAGUCGGCGACCAGUUGGAAACUAUAACCAAAGCGCAGCUUGCUGGAGAAGGCGAACCCCCGAAGCUGUGGGAGGUGUUGCCUCCAGUCCCCCAGACUCAGUACGAGGAGCCCCCGGAACCACCGAGUGAACCUUCCGGUGUUGGAGCCAACAAAAACAUUUAUUACGUUUGUAACGAAACUGGGGAGCCUUGGGUGCAACUCCCGGACGUGACGCCAAAGCAAAUUCGAGUGGCUCGGCAAAUUUAUAAGACUUUUACCGGGGAUUUGGACCAACCUAUUGUGUCAUACCCGUUUUUCCCGGGUUCUGAACGGAAUUUAUUAAGGGCACAAAUCGCAAGGAUUUCUGCGGGGACUCAUAUUUCGCCUUUGGGAUUUUAUACAUUCGGUGGCGAAGGAAUGGGUGAAGGUGGGGAAGCAGAUGAAGAAGAAGAGGAAGGAAAUAAAGGCGAAAUCAAAGAAAAUCCCAAAUACGAUCCAGUGCCUAUCAAAGAUCUAACUGAUAGAUCUAUGAUGUUUUGGGUCCAUCAUAACCACCACAUUUUAAACCAAGGUCGUACGACUUGGUGGAACCCGAACCCUUUGCCGGAAACCGGUCUCGAUGAAGAACUGGGUGAAGAAGAGGAAGAAGCUAAACCUGUAGUGAUGGGUCCGGAGCCGGAAACAGGCCCCCCACUGCUAACCCCGUGUUCUGAGGACGUAACUUUGGACGCAAUCCCUGCCUGGUCCGUCCGAAGUUCCUCUGGAGUUGCAGAAGAGUUUGCUGUUGCCAUAGUCCGGUCAAACUUUUGGCCUGGGGCUUACUCGUUUGCCACGCAAGGCAAAAUGUUUCAUAAUGUCUAUUUUGGUUCCGGACUUAAGACCAUGGUCCCGAAUUUCUCACCCAUGCCCCUGCCACCGGUCGAGCAAGACUACCCCAUGGGACCGGAGAUAAUGGAAAUUGUGGACCCGACUGGAGCUGAAGAGGAAGCUUGGAGAAUCGCGCAUUUGCCGAAGGAAAAACCGCCGAAAUUGGUCGGUGAGGAGGAGAUGCCAGAGGAGGAGGAAGAAGAGGAGGAUGAAGAUGAAGACGAAGACGAAUAAUUAAAGUUAUAUUAAACUUUGAAAUUUUAAAAAUAUAAAUUACUUCCGAAGA